CCGGCGGAGCAACUCAUAACACCGACUGAACGGUGGAACAGACUUUUGCUUUUAACGACUAUUUUUAACUUACCGUUUAUUCUGAAAGUGGGUCAUGUCGGUGAAUUACGCCGCUGGACUCUCUCCGUAUGCGGAUAAAGGUAUCUGCGGACUACCUGAGGUGUUUGAUAGCUCAGAGGAGUUGAAGAGUAAAGUAGAGACUCUGGCCCAGUGGAUCAGGGAGUCUCAGUACAUGGUGGUGCAUUCAGGAGCAGGAAUCAGCACUUCUACGGGGAUCCCAGAUUUCAGAGGUCCUAAUGGAGUGUGGACAAUGGAGGAGCGAGGAGAGGCACCUCACUUUAACACCACGUUUGAGGCGGCGCGUCCCAGUCUGACUCACAUGGCUCUACUGCAGCUCCAGAGAGCAGGAUACCUCAAAUACCUCAUCAGCCAGAAUGUAGACGGACUUCACCUACGCUCCGGCUUCCCUAGGGAUCGGUUGUCAGAACUCCACGGGAACAUGUUUGUUGAAGAAUGUGAGAAAUGUGGCAAGCAAUACGUUCGGGAUACGGUAAUUGGAGUGAUGGGGCUGAAGCCAACGGGACGCUUCUGCGACAUCAUGCGUUCCAGAGGACUCCGAUCUUGCAGAGGCAAGCUGAUCAGCACUAUAUUGGACUGGGAGGACUCGCUGCCCGACAGAGACCUGAACAGAGCUGAUGAAGCGUCCAGACGAGCAGACCUGGCCUUGACAUUAGGCACAUCUCUUCAAAUUAAACCCAGUGGAGAUCUGCCUCUUCUAACCAAACGCACAGGAGGAAAGGUGGUUAUCGUCAACUUGCAGCAAACCAAACAUGACAAGCAUGCCCACCUGCUUAUCCAUGGUUAUGUAGAUGAAGUCAUGGGUCAGCUGAUGAAGCUGCUGGGAUUGGAGGUUCCAGAGUGGGCGGGGCCAACGCUGUGUGAAAACUCGGGUGGAGAUCUGGACAUCCUUCCUUAUGGAGCCUGGAAAAAUGAAGUGAAGAUUGAGCUGAAGAUAGAGGAGAACAAACACGUGGUACCAAAGAAAAGAAAGAAGAAAUCGCAGGUUGUUGAGAGAAAUCUCAAGAAAGAUGUUAAAGAAGAGGACAAAGAAAUUAAGACAACUUCAACGUUCAAACUGAAUGAUGCUCAAGUCUUUAGUGACUCUCGGCCAAUCAAAAGACAGAAAUCAGAUGGUGAGACACAUCCUUCAAAUGGCUCCUGUUCUUCCACCGUGAACACAUGAAAGUGCAAACCGACAUGGAACCUCCCUCGUCUUAGAGCCAUUAUUCUUGCAAGUAUACACAGAACAGCACACGCUCUGGGUUUUUACAUCCUGAUCUAUUUAGCAUUUAUAUGUCGCACAGUAAAGACUAGACUCGGUACUAUUUAAGGAGCAGUUCACCCAAAACAUUUAAUUCUCUCAUCUACUCCCAAUCAGGUCAUUCCAAACCCAUAUGACUUUCUUUCUUAUGCUGAACACAAAAGGAGAUGUUGUUAUGAAUAUCUUGGUCUGUCUUCUCAAUACAGUGGCAUUUUUGAUUGAACUGUUCCAUUAAAUGCCAAGAGUCUGCUUUAUGCUUUAAAUAAGCAUGAAUUAAAAAAUAUCCCCAAGACAUACAAGUACUUUACAAUUGUUUUCUGGGGUAAAAUGUGCUUGAUUGUAAUGAAAAUAAAGUCAUAAUGCAAGGUUAUAUCUUUAUUGUAUUUUUGCUGUCAAUGACCGGUUUCAUAAGACUCCCCUUUAAAGGAAUAAAUAGUAAAAUACAAUGUGGUUUAUUAGAUUUGCUAGACUGACACAUGGUUUGUACAUUUCUGUGUGUUUGGAGAGACUGUGAAGGGUCGUGAGCUAUUUGUAUUAAUAAUGUAAUAUUUUAUGCUUCAUAACUUCCUUCAAGUUUCUACAUUGAUGGGAUUGUUAUUGUGUUUUUUUUGUUUGUUGUUGUUGUUGUUAUAUUCAGCUAUGCUAUGUGAUUUUUUUGUUAGUUUUUUUCUACUUUUUUCUUAAAGACUUGAGGUUGUUUAUAUACAAGAUACUGAAACUGUAGCCUGUCUAUGGUGUUAUCUUAUUUUAAGAUAUUUAAAGGGAUAGUUCACUCAAAAAUGAAAUUUGUCUCAUUUACUCAUCAUCAUGAUAUCCCAGGUGUGUAUGACUUUCUUCACCAGAAUGCAUUGGAAGAAAAAUAUCUUCUUUCAAUAGUGAUUUAUUUAUUUUUUGUGCAGCAUAUCAUGUUGAAUUCAAAGUUUCCGGGCGGUAAAUGCAGCCUGAUCUCAUGAAUAUAUCAUGACCAUGGUAACAUUUUUGCAAAACAAAAUUGAAUGCUUCAUUGCACAUUUUGCUGCAGUUUCCUGGUGAAAUGUCCAGUGAGGGGCGCCAAAAGCGAUUGAAAUAGUGAGGUAAUCAGAUGAGGGGCCAGUGGUGGCUCAGCGGUUAAGGCUCUGGGUUACUGACCGAAAGGUCGGGGGUUCAAGCCCCAGCACCGCCAAGACACCACUGUUGGGCCCUUGCCAGGGCCAGUUGCGUUCCCACUGUCACUUCGGGGUCUCAUCAUGACUCUUUGGGGUUUCAUCUGCCUUUGGCCCAUUGAUUACCUUUGGGCCAAAGAAGGCCAACUGGCGAUUGAGGUGGGGUCAAUAAAAUAUAAACUUGAUAUUCUCAAUAAAUAGAUAACUUGCGUAUUUGGUUUGUCUUGUGAAAUGUGCGGGUGUGUUAGAAUUGCACCAGGGCGACGUAUAAAGGCUGGGUUUUAGAGCAAUGCUGUGGGGCUUUUGACCUAGGCUGACCAGUUGAUAGCCCUGGCUAACACUGGCUUGAUAGUGGAAAUGCGGCUAUUCAUGUUCUCAGAACUCGUAAUUAAGAAGUUAGAGAUUGACUGCAAGCACAUACGGAAUCACUAAGCGCAAAACAUAGAGGUACACAGACAUACUUUGGUCUUAAGCAAGAAUGCUUACUAGGCUUUGGAAGAGCAAAUAGUUGUAUUUUAUACAGUAUCUAUCAUUGCACAGAACUCAGAAAAACAUGUGGAAAAUAUUGCUGCAGUAAACCACUGAAUUCUCCAGACAAGCCUUUGAAAUUACUGCUGAGGGGUAUCAAGUUGCAUUGUGGCCACCUCUCGACACCUCCUUGCAUGUGGUUUGAUUAGUUAGGACAGUAGAAGUCAACAUACAUCUAGCUACCUCAGCGACUAUUAACAUGUCCCUGAGGAGCCAUCAAAGCUAGUUUGAUAGUCCUCUCUUCAACAUGCCAUUUCUGAUUGAAAGUAUAUCUCUAACACUCUUGUGUCUUUGCCAGCACAAAAACAGCUUGCGCUGAAUCCAGAUUGAAACAAUGCAAGUAAACUGUUUAGAUAAGCAGAGUUAUACAGAUGCUUUGUUGCCAGCGUUCUGAUUGCACUAGGGACUGGAGGCCUUCCGGUGAAGUCAGUAGAUGCCUCUGUUAUGAUCAAAGAUGAAUGAAAGCUGGACAAAUACUUUGAUGAUCUUCUGUACAAAGAAGCCAUACAGGCUUGUCCUGGAUUACUUCCAGAAUUCCCCUUCCUCAUUCACUGUGUGAACUCUUAAAAGGUUUGCAGAGCUUCUUUUAACAGUACAAAGCCUUUAGUCAACAACAGCUCUGACAAAAACACCUGUAGAAAAAAAGUGGCACAUGCUGUUUUAGAAGAAAUCUCCUCUAGUUUGCCUGCAAAAAUGGUCUAAAAUAUAAAAUUUUCCAUGAAUCAAAGCAGCUGCGCCAUCGCUAUCUACUGUAUGAUUGUGAAUGCAUCAGUACUUGAGAAUGCUAUCUGAUGUGUUGCAGGAAGCAAAUAUGCAAGUGUUGUUGCCCUGUGGUUAUUAAAAUCACAGAAAUAAUUUUCAAUAAACAAGAGU
Messenger RNA from Xyrauchen texanus (razorback sucker), 3864 nucleotides. It is a transcript of the gene sirt6, whose product is annotated as sirtuin 6. The coding region runs from base 95 to 1243 and encodes 382 amino acids. Gene Ontology annotation, molecular function: NAD+ binding. NCBI's taxonomy places the organism in Eukaryota, Metazoa, Chordata, Actinopteri, Cypriniformes, Catostomidae. The transcript has 8 exons. The record is from RefSeq and is a predicted model, not a curated record.